AUGAGGAAGAGUGAUUCAGACUUCAAAGAGUUUCACUUAUCUGCUUUUGCUCGCUCGGGUCCGGCGGUCUCCGGUAUCCGUCCAGAGGAAAAAGAAGGCAUUAUUGUACUUUCAUGCUAUACGCAAAAUGAUACUCUAGUGUUUCUAGAUGCUAAAGAGGAAGAGGUUGAAAACCUUCUCAUCAUUUUACAGAUAUUUGAAGCAAUGACAGGGCUGAAGGUGAAUUUAUCCAAAAGUUCAACCCUCAGUGUUGGAGCAGAUGACAAAAUUCAGGAAAUGGCUGAGAUUCUUAACUGUGGAAUUGAACAAUUACCUCUUAAAUACCUUGGGCUUCAAGUAGGUGCCAAUAGUAGAAAUGCUUCAAUAUGGGAUGUGGUUAUAGAGAAAUUCCAAAAAAAGUUGGCAUUAUGGAAGAGAAGGUUCUUCACAAAAGCUGGGAGGGUGACUUUGAUAAAAUCUACAUUAUCUAGUCUACCCAUAUAUUUUCUCUCAAUAUUUACUAUGCCAGCAAAGGUGGAGCAGAAACUGACUCAAAUCAUGAGAGCUUUUAUCUGGGGAUCUUCUAUUGAAAAAAGGAAAAUUAACUGGAUUUGA
Molecule: messenger RNA, 594 nt
Organism: Papaver somniferum (opium poppy)
Lineage: Eukaryota; Viridiplantae; Streptophyta; Magnoliopsida; Ranunculales; Papaveraceae
Exons: 2
Coding region: 1-594 (197 amino acids)
Source: RefSeq, a predicted model, not a curated record